AUGUUAAACAUUAUGAAUGAAGGCAAGACGAAUAAAAACACUACCGGAAAACAUGAUAUACCAACAAUACAUGAAGAACUUGACAUACCCGCAGAGCUACAAAAUAAGCUUGAUAUGUCUUUAAUUGAAAGUAGUGAUUCAUCAAGGAAGAGUUCAACGAAUAAGGAAACUACUGAUAUAAGUCCGAAUAAAAACAAUCUAUGGAUAUACUCCCGAAAUUCAGAUGACAGGCUUUCCAUAAAAUCGUCAUCAUCUAUUGAUUCCCUGAAUAUGCUAUUAGAGAAACAGAGGCUACGACAAUUAAAUCAUCCUUUACAUCAACAGCAUCUAAGGUCUACAAGUACUAAUGGUAGUGCUAGCAGUACUAGUAGUAAAAAUAAAGUAAAAGAAACGAAUCAAAUUUCAUUGACAUACGAUCCUGUAUCAAAGCGUAAAGUAUUAAACACUUACGAGAUUAUCGGAGAGCUGGGACAUGGUCAACAUGGUAAAGUUAAAUUGGCUAAAGAUCUUUUAACAAACGAUUUAGUGGCCAUCAAAAUUGUGGAUAGACAUGAAAAUUCAUCAAAGUCUUUGUUUCUGUCGAAUAAAAAAAUCGCAUCAAAUGACAAGAUUAAAAAGGAGAUUGCCAUCAUGAAAAAAUUGCAUCAUAAACAUGUAGUGAAAUUAAUAGAGGUAUUGGACGACUUGAAAUCCAGGAAGAUUUAUCUCGUACUUGAAUAUUGUUCAAAUGGAGAGAUCAAAUGGUGCAAUGACGAAUUGGAAAUGAAGGCUAAGGGCCCACCUGUGUUAAGCUUCCAGGCUACCAGAGAAAUUAUUAGAGGUGUCAUCAUGGGUUUAGAAUACCUUCAUUAUCAGGGCAUUAUCCACAGAGACAUCAAACCAGCAAAUCUUUUAGUGGACGAAGAUGGUAUUGUCAAAAUUUCAGAUUUUGGGGUUUCAUUAGCAUCCACAACGAUAAUGCAACAAAGUACACAUAAUCUUGACGACAGUAAAGAUGAAAAUGACAAUGUAGACGAAUUGGAGUUAGCUAAAACUGCAGGAACCCCAGCUUUUUUUGCUCCAGAAAUUUGUCUUGGUGAUGAAGUUUUUGAAAAAUAUAAUUUCGAUAGAAGCGAAUUGUUUAGUGGUUCAUGUGUCUCAUUGAUGAUUGAUAUUUGGGCACUAGGUGUGACACUGUAUUGUCUUUUGUUUGGUAAGUUACCUUUCAUUUCCGACUAUGAGCUAGAAUUAUUCGAAAAAAUUGUAAAUGACGCUGUAACCUAUCCAACAUACGAUGAAAUAGCGAAUAAUGGAAUUUCAAAUGUCAGUGGGAAGGAAGAAUAUGAUAUGGCUAUAGAUCUGCUAAACAAGUUACUGGAAAAGGAUCCUUCUAAAAGAAUUCGAAUCUGUGAUAUUAAAAAACAUUCUUUUAUCUGUUGGGAUUUCAACCAUAUUCCUGGUUAUAGCGAUCAAUUAAUUGCUUCAAAAUUAGAAGGUAAAGAGAACUUCCAAAAGAGUCAAGCGGAUUUAGUGGCACAGAUAUCAGUAACGAAGCAUGAUCUGAGAGAUGCAGUUUCCGGUAUAGGUAAGAAGAUAAAAGAAUCUGUACUGAAAAAGAUACCACUGAAACAUUAUAAUACUACUAGUACUAAAAGUGGAAAUAAGCUAAUGCUAUCAAGUUCUCCUAUAAAUACAUUGCUAACGUCGGAAUCAACGUCACCAACAUCAACAGUAUCCAAUUCUUCAUAUAAUGUGUUGAUGAAUCCAGGUUUGAAAACUCUCAAGGAUAAUGAUAUGAGUGUAUUACUAAGUGAAGGAUCUGUGCUGAGUGGUCUUGAAUCAAAAGAAUACACAAUAACAAAUACAAAGACUUCAAAUCGACUGUUCAAUUCGGACCAAUCAUUUUCUAAUAUGAGCGAGGUAUUUGAGAAUUAUCAGGCGAAUAGUCGUGACACAGGAAACGCCAAUAUCACUUCUUCGCAAUCAUCCUUGUUACAACUACCGGAAGCUACACACAACUCACCUUCAUCACAAGAGAUGGAGGAAGAAAAAGAAGAAGGAGAAAAGGAACAGAAGGAGGAAGAGAAAGUAAAUGAAGCAGAAGAAGGGCAACAACAAUAUUAUGACUAUGACAAUGAUGAUGACGAAAAUAUUCCAGAAUAUCAAGCCGAAUUAAAGAAAUUUGAAGAGAGAAGGGGAAUGAGAGACAAUAAUAAUAACGUUGUAAGUCUACCUAUAAAUUCAUCUUUUGCGUCAUUGGAUUCUUUCUAUAUUGAUAACUAUGCUUUAGCUAAGAUGGGGAUGUCAGAUACUAACGUCUUUACGAAUAAUAACUCAAGAGAACCAGAGAGUAAUUUACCUUCAGGAAGAAAUCCAAAAUCGCCAAUUGAUAUAACUUUUCUAGGGUCUUCAAGGAGUGAACGAACGUCUUCUCAGAGAAGUUUGCAAACCAAGCCUUUUGCUCCACCAAGAAGAAUACGAAGAGGAAAUUUUGUGGAUAGCUUAAAUGAAAGCUCCUCCUCUUCCUCUACCUCUUCAAGUUCAUCUUGUACGUCAAGUUCAGGGUCUGAUUCAGAAUCAGAAGCGGAAUGCCCGAAGUUUGCCAUCGAAGAUGGUAGUUUGGUAUCAAUUAACUUUAAUGGUUUGAAUAAUGGCUAUAGUAGCCAUAUAAGAGAUAGUCCUCCUAAUAAUGAGCGUACUAAAAGAGCAUGA
This is a messenger RNA of Kazachstania africana CBS 2517, 2691 nucleotides long. It is a transcript of the gene SAK1, whose product is annotated as serine/threonine protein kinase SAK1. Lineage: Eukaryota; Fungi; Ascomycota; Saccharomycetes; Saccharomycetales; Saccharomycetaceae. The transcript has a single exon. Bases 1 to 2691 code for a protein of 896 amino acids. Gene Ontology annotation, molecular function: ATP binding; protein serine/threonine kinase activity. Gene Ontology annotation, biological process: intracellular signal transduction; protein phosphorylation. Gene Ontology annotation, cellular component: cytoplasm. The record is from RefSeq and is a predicted model, not a curated record.